This is a messenger RNA of Loxodonta africana (African savanna elephant), 1515 nucleotides long. It is a transcript of the gene STX18, whose product is annotated as syntaxin 18. The record is from RefSeq and is a predicted model, not a curated record. Gene Ontology annotation, molecular function: SNAP receptor activity. Gene Ontology annotation, biological process: retrograde vesicle-mediated transport, Golgi to endoplasmic reticulum; intracellular protein transport. Bases 52 to 1059 code for a protein of 335 amino acids. Lineage: Eukaryota; Metazoa; Chordata; Mammalia; Proboscidea; Elephantidae. Gene Ontology annotation, cellular component: membrane; SNARE complex; endoplasmic reticulum. The transcript has 11 exons.
GUGGGGGGGCCCUGUGGGGACGCCCUGUGGGGACCGCGGGUGCGGGUCGCCAUGGCGGUGGACAUCACGCUGCUGUUCCGGGCCAGCGUCAAGACCGUGAAGACGCGGAACAAGGCGCUGGGAGUGGCGGUGGGCGGCGGGGCAGAUGGCAGCCGCGACGAGCUGUUCCGCCGGAGCCCUCGGCCCAAGGGAGACUUCUCCAGCCGGGCCCGAGAAGUGAUCUCACACAUUGGCAAACUGAGAGAUUUUCUUCUGGAACACAGGAAAGAUUACAUUAAUGCUUAUAGCCAUAUCAUGUCUGAAUACGGGAGAAUGACAGACACAGAGCGAGAUCAGAUAGACCAGGAUGCUCAGAUAUUCAUGAGGACCUGUUCAGAAGCCAUCCAGCAGCUGAGAGGAGAAGCCCACAAGGAAAUACAUUCCCAGCAAGUGAAGGAGCACAGGAGUGCCGUCCUGGAGUUUAUCGAAGACUACUUAAAAAGAGUGUGUAAACUUUACUCAGAACAAAGAGCCAUCCGAGUGAAACGUGUGGUGGAUAAGAAAAGACUAUCUAAACUGGAGCCAGAACCAAGUACAAAGACUAGAGAGUCCGUGUCUUCUGAGGCAGUUUCACAGAAUCCUUCAAAAGACUCUGAAGAAAAACCUGUCACUGAAGAAUAUCCAGAAAAGGUUUUGCCAGACGCGCAGCCUGAAUUGGGAGCCUGGGGAGACAGCCAAGGUGAAGACGAAUUGUCCCCAGAGGAGAUACAGAUGUUUGAACAAGAGAAUCAGCGACUUAUUGGCGAAAUGAACAGCCUGUUUGAUGAAGUGAGGCAAAUUGAAGGAAAAGUGGUUGAAAUUUCCAGACUUCAAGAAAUAUUCACGGAAAAGGUUUUGCAACAGGAAGCUGAGAUUGACAGCAUUCACCAGCUAGUUGUAGGGGCAACUGAGAACAUAAAGGAGGGCAAUGAAGACAUAAGAGAGGCCAUUAAGAACAACGCCGGCUUCCGCGUGUGGAUCCUCUUUUUCCUCGUCAUGUGCUCCUUCUCCUUGCUUUUCCUCGACUGGUACGACAGCUAGGCGGGCGGGAUGGCCGACACCCCCCAGCAGGUGUGUGCACUACAAGAACCUCUGCCCGGCUGCUCCUGACAGCUAUGCUGUCUCGAAUCUCCAGCGCCAGGCAAGGCUGUGACCUGCCUUUAUCAUAGAGCAGGGUGGGGGGGUGGGCUGAAACAGACACGUGCCCUGACACAAGGGGGACACCCAGAUCAGUGCUUGUACGCCUGCCCUGUCUGUAGCUGAGAAAGAAAACUGCACUUUGAAGGUGGUCUGUGUAGCAGUCAUAAGGCAAGAUGGAUUAAAUGGGGGAGAUUAUUACCAACUGCACCCAGACAUAAGCCUGCCCGAGCCACAGUGCACAGCAGGCCUUCUGCCCCCAGAUGGUCUCAAAGGAGCUCAGUGACCUUGCCCACCCAGCAGUUCAGGAGACCCAGUGAACACCUUCUGGAAAUAAAAUGCUGAUGCCUUCUCUGUUUC